AUAGGGUCUCCUGAACUAUUUGCCCCAGCUGGCUUUGAAUUGCAAUUCUCCUGAUCUCUGCUUCCUGAGUAGCUAGGAUUACAGGUGUGAGCCACUACACAUUUUCACCUCUUAAUCCCUCCAUUUAAUGUGAUUAAAGUUCAACACGAGAACCUUGGGGGCACUCAGACUAUAUCACAGCCCUGUGUGAUAUCACAGCCCUGGAAUUCCUUUCCAGGUUUGUCUGAUUUCAGGUUGGUUCUACAUUUCUGGUUGGUCUGAUCACUUCAACUUGGGACUUCUUUCUGCUGCUAUAAGUCCCUAGAAUUAUUUUAUAAAUGGUAAAAGUACUGUGUGUACUUUGACUUUUUCCACUCAGCACAACUGAAAUUCAUCCAUGUAGUGCCUAUUGGUACUUCAUUCAUUUGUAUGGCUAAAUAGUAUUUCAUUUACAGAUAUACAAAUGUUUCUCUGUUUACCUGUUGAUGAACCUUUGGGUUGUUUCUAGAUCUGGUUAAUUACAAAUAAACCUGCUACAAACAUUUGUGUAUUCAUCUCUCGGCAUAUGAGCAGGAGCUGGAUCAUAUAGAAGGUGUAUGUUUAACAUUUUAUACUUAACUUGGAAUAAUUUUAGAAAAGUUUCAGAGGUAGAACAUAGGGUUUUGCAUGCCCUCACCUAGUUUUCCUUAUUGUUAGCAUCUUAUGACCAUACAGUUGUCAAAGCUCAAAAACUGACAUUGACAGGCACAUUACCAGCUAAACUCCAGGCUUUUUUUAGGUUUUGUUAGUUUUCCACUAAUGCCUUCCUUCUGUUCCAGGAUCCAGUCCAGGGCACUGUAUGGCAUUGAGUUUUCCUGUCUCCUUUGGCUUCUCUGGUAUGUGACAGUUCCCAGCCUUUCCUUGUUUUUGUGACCUUGGCAGUCUUGAGGAUACUGACCAGUUAUCCUGUGGAAUGUGCCCUGGUCUGCAUUCAGAUGUUUUUCCUUGUGAUUGAACUGGGAAAGACUAGCAUGGAGGCGAAGGGCCUUUUCAUUGCAUCCUCUUGGGUACACAGUAGUCACGAUACCUCAGGGGCAAGGAGAUUUGGGUUCCCUUCCUGCAGGGGGAGAAGCUUCCUGUGUCAUGUGGAAGUCUUCCAUAACAAAGACUGACUCGUGGCUCUUUUCUUUCUUCAUGUAUUUGUGUCAGUACAGACCCAGUAUAUUUACUUCAACUUGGAUUCUAAUCCAUUACUACCUGUUACUUCUUUUUAUUCCUCAUAUUCUUCCAGCUUUGGCCAUGGAUUCUUUCAGAUGGGCUCAUGUCAUGGGAUGUGGUGCUACCCCUGUGAUUUUUGAGUACUUCCUUUCUAAUACCACCAGAUGCCUUGCUGCACCUGUCAUCGUCCCUACCCAGCUCCAGAGUGAGUCAGUUGUUCUUCAGGGAGCACUGGCUCCUCUAUUCAAGAAGGUAUUUAGAAACCAAGACCAGGGCACUAGGUGUUCUUAUGACAAUUGGCCUGGCAUAUGUUUCCAGGUCCUAUCAAGGAACAGAGGCAGGUCAGAUGUGUAUGUCAAAGUGCACAUGCUUAUGCAUAUUCAUAUAGUUAGGAGGUUGGAACAGUUCUUACAGGAAACUGAUCAGUCCAGGACCACUGGGAUCCCUCUAGCUUUCUGCCUUGUGUUGCCCUAACUUCCCUGCCCAACAGCACCUGGCUCCUGCCUGCAGUUGGCCACUUACUUCCUGUGCAACCUCUGUGCCUGCCCUGCAGUUCCAGGGUGGCCAGCAAGUUUAGCUGGGAAGUAAAUCACCAACAGGGGGUGCAGCGUUACCCCUGCAUUUCCUUUGACCUUUGGCUUUAUGAAGUCAUGUAACCAGUCUGCUGAUCACAGUAGACCCUGAGAGGGAAAUGUCAAUUCACUUAAAGACCAAAGAGAAGCCGGUGGCUGGUGGCUCACCCCUGUAAUCCUGGCUACUCAGAAGGCAGAGAUCAGGAGGUUUGAGGUUUAAAGUCAGGAAGCCACCUUGGGCAAACAGUUGGUGAGGCCCUAUCUCAAAAAACCCCAUCACAAAAAAGUGCUUGUGGAGUGGCUCAAGGUUUAGGCCGAGUUCAAACCUCAGGACAAAAAAAAAAAAAAAAAGACCUAAGAGAAUCUCCACUUAGAGUGGCAAAGUCCUGGCCAGGACUGAGGAACAAGGACUCAAAAGAAAUCCUUUCGCACCUUUUCCGCUUUUCCCCUCUGUGGAAAACAUGCCGGGUCCCUCCUGGCUCUGCUCUGUGGGGGAAGUGGAAGAGGCAGUUCCAAUAGUGAGGGCUGGAGGAAGGCUUGGGGUUCCAGUCCUCCGCGGAUUCCGACAUUCCCACGCUUCCAGACCCUUUCCCAGCCCUUCCUAACUGCUCCCCAGGGCAACCACAGCAACAGAGAAGGUGCAUGGCCUCCACAUGGCAUAGCGCCUGCACGUGGGGUGGAGGCGGAGCCUGGCUUGGUGGGGCGGGGCUUGGCACGUGGCAGGGUGCGCAGGCGCGGCGUCCUCCAGUCUGGGCCUAGGUGGUAGCAGCAUGGCGAAGCCGAGUUGGCGGUUGGUUGCCUUGACAGGCGCGGGCAUCGCGCUGGCCCUGGAGGCGCUGCCCUGGUUGGUGCGCUGGCUGAGGGCCGGCCGGCGGCCGCGGCACGAAGUGCUCUUCUUCCCGUCGCAAGUGACCUGCACCGAGGCUCUGCUGCAGACCCCGGGCGCCGCUCCCGCCCGGGCCCCAGCCGACUGCCGGUGCAGCCUCCCGCACAGCGAGAGCUCGCUGAGCCGCCUGCUGCGCGCCCUGCUGGCCGCCCGCUCCAGCCUCGAGCUCUGCCUCUUCGCCUUCUCCAGCCCGCAGCUGGGGCGCGCCGUGCAGCUGCUGCACCAGCGCGGGGUGCGUGUGCGGGUCAUCACCGACUGCGACUACAUGGCCCUCAACGGCUCGCAGAUCGGCCUGCUGCGCAAGGCAGGUAUCCAGGUGCGGCAUGACCAGGACCUGGGCUACAUGCACCACAAGUUUGCCAUCGUAGACAAGAAGGUGCUCAUCACUGGCUCCCUCAACUGGACCACACAAGCCAUCCAGAACAACAGAGAAAAUGUCCUGAUCAUGGAGGACGCUGAGUACGUGAGGCUGUUCCUGGAGGAAUUUGAGCGCAUCUGGGAAGAGUUUGACCCCACCAAAUACAGCUUUUUCCCCCAGAAGAAGCAGGGUCGCUGAAGCUGUUCCCUCACCUGUGUGGGAGGGAAGAGGCCCAGGGAUUGUGUGCUGCUGGCUGCCCUGCUGUCUCCGAGCCCUCUAUGCUUAAAAAAAAAAAAAAAAGGCCAC
This is a messenger RNA of Castor canadensis (American beaver), 3298 nucleotides long. RefSeq names its product phospholipase D family member 6 (gene Pld6). Gene Ontology annotation, biological process: piRNA processing. Gene Ontology annotation, cellular component: mitochondrion. Gene Ontology annotation, molecular function: RNA endonuclease activity producing 5'-phosphomonoesters, hydrolytic mechanism. NCBI's taxonomy places the organism in Eukaryota, Metazoa, Chordata, Mammalia, Rodentia, Castoridae. The record is from RefSeq and is a predicted model, not a curated record.